Camellia sinensis is the source of this 823-nucleotide messenger RNA. The record is from RefSeq and is a predicted model, not a curated record. Lineage: Eukaryota; Viridiplantae; Streptophyta; Magnoliopsida; Ericales; Theaceae.
GACAAGGGCCGCCCUCCUCUCUCUCUCUCUCUCCAAAGUCACCACCACAUCAAAACAAUAUCAGACUCUCUCUCUCUCUCUCUUCAGUUCAAAGUCACCACCACAUCAAAACAAUAUCAGACACACCCACAUAGCACCCAACAAUAUCAAAACCUAGCCGAUCAAAUUUCUUUCCACAAAGCUCAAAAUGUCAAUAACAACCCACAAAUUCAAUCCCAUGAAUCUUCUUAUGAUGUUUUUCAUGAUCACAACAAUCACAACUCCGAUCAACUGUUUGAUUACUAGGAAGCUCGAUGACACCACGGUCCCCACAUCGCCUGAUUCAGGCAUCAAGUGCGGCUCUUGCCCCGCCUGCAACAACCCAUGUAACCAAAGCCCUCCGCCACCGCCACCGUCACCGCCGCCGCCACCACCGACACCCAAGAAACCGCCCUCAACCAAGAACUGCCCUCCACCGCCACCAUCGUCGUUCAUUUACAUCACCGGUCCACCCGGGAAUUUAUAUCCGAUCGACACAUAUUACGCCGGUGCUGGCCGGAGUUUCGCCGUGGAUUUGGCACUGUUGAUCGGUUGUGGAAUUGUGGGGUUGGUGUCUUUUUGGUGGACUUUAUGGUAAGAUUCUCAAAGUUUCCAAGGAAAAAAGUAUAGCUUUUUUCGGUGAAAUUUAUGCAAUUGUUGAGAAAAUUUUAGUUGUGACUAUGGAACUAUAGCUAUAGUGUUAUCUGAAUUGUCAAGUAUUUGACAUAGUUUCAUGAAUAACGAACUUUUUUUUUUUUUGUUAUAUUGAUCAAAUUUCGAUGAAUAAUAAUUCUCUUUAUCUUUA